AUGCGCAAGACAGAGCAUGGAGUCAAAGCACACUGCAUGCACAAUACAGAGCAUGGAGUCUAUGCACACUGCAGGCGCAAUACAGAGCAUGGAGUCUAUGCACACUGCAGGCGCAAUACAGAGCAUGGAAUCUAUGCACACUGCAUGCGCAAUACUGAGCAUGGAGUCUAUGCACGCUGCAUGCGCAAUACAGAGCAUGGAGUCUAUGCACACUGCAUGUGCAAUACAGAGCAUGGAGUCUAUGCAUGCUGCAUGCGCAAUACAGAGCAUGGAGUCUAUGCAUGUUGCAUGCGCAAUACAGAGCAUGAAGUCUAUGCACGCUGCAUGCGCAAUACAGAGCAUGGGGUAUAUGCACACUGCAUGUGCAAUACAGACAGAAUUAGUAAGGCAACCUGGCACACCAUGUUCUGA
Molecule: messenger RNA, 411 nt
Organism: Pelobates cultripes (western spadefoot toad)
Lineage: Eukaryota; Metazoa; Chordata; Amphibia; Anura; Pelobatidae
Source: the annotation of a GenBank genome assembly